UGGACUAAGCCCAAUAACAAAUUUGAAGUAAAACUGCUGAUUACCACCUUAAAAAUUGACCUAUUAGUUUCAGCUUUUUAAAACAUACAGCAUUUACCAAGCCCAAGGUAGAAUUACCCGUUUUAAAACCUAUAAAUUCUCGCGUUAUUCAAAAAUUUCUGAUAAAUCUUUCAGUGCCUUUGCUAAAACGCCCUUUCUGUAGAUUUUCUUUUGUAAUUACUCUGUCUUAUAUACAUAUUCAUGUAUGUACUUGUAUAAUCCCAUUAAAAUUCAGUUAAAUUAAAAAUUCAAUGGCAAACCAGCCAUCCCCCAGUGCAAUUCUAUGCGCUGCCUUCAAUCAAGAUAACAGCUGCUUUGCUAUUGGAACUAGGGAUGGGUUCAGAAUCUUUGAUUCCAAUACUGGCAGACUUCUUUAUGAGAGAGCUAUUGGAGCUUUCAUUGUGGUUGAAAUGUUAUUCAGCACAAGCCUUCUUGCCAUUGUUGGGGCUGGUGAACAGCCAUCUUUAUCCCCCCGGAGAUUAUGUUUGUUUAAUACCAAGACUGGAGCUGCUCUCCGAGAACUAAACUUUCUGACUUCAAUCCUUGCAGUUCGAAUGAAUAAGAAAAGAUUAGUAGUUGUUUUGCUUGAGAAGACCUACAUAUAUGACAUAAACAGUCUCCAGAUAUUGGACACAAUAGAUACUGUACCAAACUUAAAAGGACUUUGUGCAUUUUCCCCAAGUUUAGAUGGUUCCUUUUUGGCUUUUCCUGCUAGUAUAACGAAGGGAUCGGUUCUGGUCUACAAUGUAAUGGAACUGCAAUCCCACUGUGAGAUAGAUGCUCAUCGCUCACCACUGGCUGCCAUGGUCCUUUCUUCCAAUGGAAUGUACAUAGCUACUGCAUCAGAACAAGGGACCAUAAUCAGAGUUCAUCUUGUCUCCGAUGCAACUAAGUCGUACAGUUUCAGAAGGGGGACAUAUCCAUCAAAUAUUUUUUCCUUGUCCUUUAGUCCAUCCACUGAACUGCCAGAUAUUCUUCUUGCCUCAAGCUCUUCUGGUUCUGUUCAUGUGUUUUCUCUGGGAUUUGCUCUGAAUCACAGAAGCAGGAGAUCAAAUACUUUUCUUGGGUCCAUAGUACCUGAUUCUGUAACUGAUGUACUGGAUUCUGCUUAUCACCAUGUACUUCAUCAUGCUGUCCCAGCUGGAGUCAAAAGUAAUGCAGUGGUUCGUAAGAUAGAAAGGGUUCCUGACACAUCAAUGGCUGAAUGUGCUGUCUUACGAGCCACGAUAUCAGUGUUAACUAAUGGUGGGUACUUCCUGGAGUAUGGCUCGACAAUCAACCGUCAAAAUGAGUCUUCAUGGACGCUGGAAAGGGAAUUUAAUCUUUUAACAGUCCAAGGAGAACAAGCCGCCAGUUCAAAUGUUGGCAAUUGAUGUGCACUUUACUCAUCCGCAGGCUUUGCUUUAAAGGACAGCUUGAAACUGGAGCUUGUGGUUCCUCGCUGACACUUUGGCUUUUAACUCAAAGUAGAAUACAAGGGUACACUGGCUAAUGAGUUAAGAUACCUGUUGCCAACCUUGAGGAACAUCUAGAUGGUUAAGAUACCUGUUGCCAACCUUUAUGACCAGGGUAUAUGUUUGACAUCAUAUGGUCUUUGAUCGCUCUCACUUAAACUA
This is a messenger RNA of Coffea eugenioides, 1655 nucleotides long. Its product is annotated as autophagy-related protein 18b. Gene Ontology annotation, molecular function: phosphatidylinositol-3-phosphate binding; protein binding; phosphatidylinositol-3,5-bisphosphate binding. The transcript has 11 exons. Gene Ontology annotation, biological process: autophagy of mitochondrion; protein localization to phagophore assembly site; nucleophagy. The coding region runs from base 291 to 1412 and encodes 373 amino acids. The record is from RefSeq and is a predicted model, not a curated record. Gene Ontology annotation, cellular component: extrinsic component of membrane; phagophore assembly site membrane; cytosol. NCBI's taxonomy places the organism in Eukaryota, Viridiplantae, Streptophyta, Magnoliopsida, Gentianales, Rubiaceae.